Molecule: messenger RNA, 1935 nt
Organism: Leptidea sinapis
Lineage: Eukaryota; Metazoa; Arthropoda; Insecta; Lepidoptera; Pieridae
Product: ubiquitin carboxyl-terminal hydrolase 7-like
Exons: 12
Coding region: 131-1846 (571 amino acids)
Biological process (GO): protein deubiquitination; regulation of protein stability
Cellular component (GO): nucleus; cytosol
Molecular function (GO): protein binding; cysteine-type endopeptidase activity; cysteine-type deubiquitinase activity
Source: RefSeq, a predicted model, not a curated record
CUGAAAUCCAACGUUGACAGAAGGCGUCAUCAGCCAAAAAAUAUACAAAAAUUCAUUUAUAUUUAUUUUGUUACUAAACAUUAUGUUGUACACCGUAAAAUAAGUUUUAAUUAAUAAUUUGCCGUGUAAAAUGAUUGAGAACGCAUGCGCGGACACCACAGCACCUGUUACGGAGCACGCUAUCGGGGAAAUUCCAGCUGAGGAUGUAGACAUUGCCAGAUCGGAAGCAACAUUCCGAUUCACAGUUCAAAAUGUGAGCCAACUGAAGGAACAGGUCCUCUCUCCACCGUGCUACGUCCGAUGUCUUCCAUGGAAGAUUCUAGUUCUGGUCCGGAACACUAGCUCACCGGACAGACCCCAGCAGAAAGCACUCGGCAUUUUCCUGCAGUGUAACGGCGAGUGCGAUGCACCCGGUUGGUCCUGCUAUGGACUUGGAGAACUCAAAUUACUCUCGUUCAAGUCAGAUGGUGAACAUUUGUGCCGGAAAUUGCAUCAUAUGUAUCAUUGCAAAGAGGACGAUUGGGGGUUUGCCCAUUUCAUAUCGUGGAUGGACCUGAUGGAUGCAGAAAAUGGAUUCAUAAAGGACGACUCUAUCACGAUUGAGGCUCACGUCAUUGCGGAAGCGCCUCAUGGAGUAUCAUGGGAUUCUAAGAAGCACACAGGCUAUAUUGGUCUGAAAAAUCAGGGUGCAACCUGUUACAUGAAUUCCCUGCUGCAAACAUUAUUCUUCACGAAUGUCCUCCGCAAAGCUGUGUAUAAGAUACCCACUGUAGGUGAUGACAGUUCGCGGUCUGUCGCAUUUGCGCUCCAACGGGUUUUUUACGACCUCCAAUUUUCCGACAAACCAGUCGCUACCAAGAAACUUACGAAAAGUUUUGGCUGGGAGACUUUGGACUCGUUUAUGCAACAUGACGUUCAAGAAUUCCUACGGGUACUGCUGGACAAAUUAGAGAAUAAAAUGAAAGGUACCGCAGUGGAAGGCACCAUUCCUAAAUUAUUCGAGGGCAAAAUGACGUCGUUUAUCAAGUGCAAGAAUGUUAAUUGUACAAGCACUCGCGUCGAAACGUUUUACGAUAUACAACUUAGCGUUAAGGGAAAAAAUGACAUAUACGAAUCCUUCAAGGACUACAUAAGUACAGAAUUACUUGACGGCGACAACAAGUAUGAUGCGGGGGAGCACGGCCUCCAGGAGGCUGAGAAGGGCGUGAUGUUUGACGUGUUCCCUCCCGUCCUGCACCUACACCUCAUGAGGUUCCAGUACGACCCGCAGAGUGACGCCUCUGUUAAGUUCAAUGACAGGUUUGAGUUUUACGAAACAGUUAACCUCGAUGCGUACCUACAAGAGAUCCCCUCAACACCAGCUCACUACACACUGCAUGCUGUGCUCGUCCACUCUGGCGACAACCAUGGCGGACAUUACGUUGUCUUCAUCAACCCCAGGGGAGAUGGAAAGUGGUGCAAAUUAGACGACGAUGUAGUAUCACGGUGCAGUAAACAAGAGGCCAUUGAGUACAACUUCGGCGGUAAGGAGGACGCCCCAUAUCUCGCCCGGAGGGCCACUAGUGCCUACAUGCUAAUCUAUAUACAGACGUCCCAACUGAAAUACGUCCUACAAGACGUAACGGAGAGCGACAUGCCGACGGACCUCUGCGAGCGAAUCAACGAAGAGAUGCGAUACGAGAUGGUAAGGACAAGCGGCAGAAAAAUAAGGCGAUUGCAGGCUCUAAAUAUAAAGGAAGAUAGUGUGACAUACACGGUGCGUUCAUAUAUUUUGAAAAAUUUACUUGUUUUGUAUAAAUGCUGCGGUGCAAUGGCUCGCCACGACGGUAAUAAAUUUUUAUUGUGACUUAUUCAAACUCUGAUUGAUAUUGUGUACAUUAUUUUUUGUUGUAAUUAUUUAUAUAUACCUCUAUCAAUAAAAUUGUUUUAAAAUAA